AUGACCAUGACGACUCCUCUCGACGAAUGGACCGCCGACUCGUGGCGGUCGAAGCCAGUGGCACAGGACACGGAAUACCCGGACCCGGCGGCGCUCGAGGCCGUGUGCGCGACUCUGCGGUCGCUGCCGCCGCUGGUGUCGCCCGCGCGGAUCGAGCAGCUGCGGCUCGAGCUGGCGCAGGCGGCGGCAGGGCGGGCGUUCGUGAUGCAGGGCGGCGACUGCGCCGAGAGCUUCGACGACGUGCGGGCGGAGCCGAUCGCGGCCAAGCGCGGGCUGCUGGGGCGGCAGGCGGCGGCGCUGGCGGCGGCGCUCGGGCAGCCGGUGGUGCAGAUCGCGCGCAUUGCGGGGCAGUACGCAAAGCCGCGGUCCAAGCCGAUGGAGCAGCUGGCCGACGGCAGCGUGGUGCACGCGUUCAAGGGCGACAACGUCAACGGGCGCGGGGCGACGGCGGCCGAGCGCACGCCGGACCCGCACCGGCUGCUGCUCGGCCACCACCUCGCCGCCACCACCCUCACCUUCCUGCGCAUCCUCGACCCCACGCCCGUCUACACGUCGCACGAGGCGCUCCACCUGCCGCUCGAGUCGGCGCUGACGCACGGGCGCUACAACACGUCGGCGGCCUUCGUGUGGGUGGGCGAGCGCACGCGGCAGCUGGACGGCGCGCACGUCGAGUACGUGCGCGGGCUGCGCAACCCGGUCGGCAUCAAGCUCGGCCCGACGACCGACCCGCACGACCUGGCGCGCCUGCUCGCCCUGGUCAACCCGACGCGCGCGCCGGGCCGCGUCGUGCUCAUCACCCGGCUGGGCGCCGACCACGCCGAGCAGCACCUGCCCAAGCUGGUCGCCGCCGUGCGCCAGGCCGGCCAGCUGCCCGUGUGGAUGUGCGACCCGUGCCACGCCAACACCUUCGUCGACCGCCAGACGGGCGUCAAGACGCGCCUGGUCGAGCACGUCGCCGCCGAGGCCGUGCGCACCGCCGACGUGCUGCGUGCCUGCGGCGCCCACCUCGCCGGCCUGCACCUCGAGCAGACGGGCGAGCCCGACGUCACCGAGUGCGUCGACCGCGAGCACGCCCUGGUCAACAACCCCAACACCGCCCCGCUGUUCCCCCGCUACCGCUCGCUGUGCGACCCCCGUCUCGCCCCCGACCAGGCCAUGCGCGUCGUCCACGCCGUCGCCCACGUCUUGCGCUCCCACCACCACCAGCCCGACGACGACCUCCAUCUCCCGCUUCCCGGCACCGCCCACUCUCCGCCUCGUCAUCUCACCGAUUCCCUGAUGCCCGCGCCCCAGCAGGUCCAGUGA
Molecule: messenger RNA, 1305 nt
Organism: Lasiodiplodia theobromae
Lineage: Eukaryota; Fungi; Ascomycota; Dothideomycetes; Botryosphaeriales; Botryosphaeriaceae
Product: Phospho-2-dehydro-3-deoxyheptonate aldolase
Exons: 1
Coding region: 1-1305 (434 amino acids)
Biological process (GO): aromatic amino acid biosynthetic process
Molecular function (GO): 3-deoxy-7-phosphoheptulonate synthase activity
Source: RefSeq, a predicted model, not a curated record